Messenger RNA from Girardinichthys multiradiatus, 5787 nucleotides. Its product is annotated as pikachurin. The transcript has 25 exons. NCBI's taxonomy places the organism in Eukaryota, Metazoa, Chordata, Actinopteri, Cyprinodontiformes, Goodeidae. The record is from RefSeq and is a predicted model, not a curated record. Gene Ontology annotation, molecular function: protein binding; calcium ion binding. The coding region runs from base 420 to 3623 and encodes 1067 amino acids.
CAUCUGCUGUCUAAGAGGCGAACCGGAGCGUGACACGACAGCGAUCUUCAUGCGUAAAAAUGACCGUGGCCACCAUUCAUCGGGGCUUGUGAUGACGAAUUAACAGCUGAAUUGUUGGGACAACCCUCUGCAUCGUCUAUCAGAGCGCCUGUCAGGGGCACGGUCGCUGGGCUGUUUGUCCGUUUAUGACCCACCCCACUGAUCUUUUGCAGAGUGUAAUCUUAUCAGUGUCAAACCGUAGCUGCCCUUUCCCCACGGUCAGAUCCCGUGCGUCUUAGGAGGGCGUUUGUCUCCAAUUUUGGAUAAAAGACGAGGUUCUAUUUGACACAUUUCCUCCACCAGCUAAGAAUCUAGUUAUAGAUAAAAGUUAAAUGCCCUUUUGGAUGUGUCCUAAAAUGUGGAUUUGACCAAGUGAAGUUAUGGAUCUUACAUGUAAAGAGAGGAGUCUUCUGUACUUACUUUUCUUUGCUAUCUGCUCUGCCAACGUUUGCUUUGGUACCAGAAGAUCAAAUGCGCGGAGAUCUGAUCGUCUAAGUCCUCCAUUGGACAUCCAGCUGGAGACACUGAAUUGUAGCGCCUUCAGUGUGCGAUGGAAGAUGCCCCGCAGACAUGUCAGCACAAUCACUGGAUACAAGGUCUUUUACACAGAGAUGAAGAAUGGUCGGCCAGUUAGUACAACAUCCAUCAUGGAGGUCCCUCUAAGUUUGGAAAUGCUGACCACUGGGCAAUUUGAUGGACAAACCAGCUUUGAUGUACACAUUGGCAGUCUAAAGGUGAACUCUAAAUACAGAGUCAGUGUCGGAGCCUACGGUUGGGCCGGGGAGGGUAGACCCAGCAUGCCCAGAGACAUAAGUACUGCUUCACAUGAGAUGUGCAUGCCCCCUUCACCUCCGACUCAGCCGGUUGUCAUGGCCGUAUCGGACACAGAAUUGGCUUUGUCGUGGCAGGAAGGAGAGAGUCAGGGAAGCUCCCCUGUUCUCCACUUCCUGGUGGCUUACAUCAGGCCAGAAAUGGACACAGAGUGGAUUUAUAUACGUGAGCCCAUUGAGACCAGCUCCAUGGUUCUAAAAGGGUUGCUACCAGAAACAGAGUACCAGUUUGUUGUCAGAGCAGUCAACAUGCACGGCGUAAGCCCACCCAGCCACAUCAACAACCCUGUGCGAACUCUUGGCCCAUUAGAUGUGGGCAGUGGGGAUUUGGGGCGUUCCAACACAGAUUACAGAUUUAAAGAUGAAGAUGGAUUUGACAUUGAUGACUCAGAUUAUGAUGUGUUUAUCGAAGAGUUGAAGCCAUUCCCAGGUAUAGGUGAGAACAACGAGAAGUCUCAACUCCGUUCACAUCCUGGGCCGCCAUCUGGUCGAAAUGUUGUUUACCGUAUGAACAGUGAAGUCCCUCCAAAUGUCAUUGAUCAACCAGUUACCAUGACCGCCUCUUCCAUAUUCUCAGAAUUCACAGAUCUGGUUUUAAUAGUCACCUCAGAGCCCAGUAGUACUGCUGACACCCUAACUACUGCUCCACCCACCACUACCAGCCCACCUUUGCCCACCACCACUUCCAUUCCUACCAUCUCGUCCUGGCAAGGUGGGAUCCCACGUGUGUACGACCUGACUUGUGGUGAUACUGUGUGUCCGCCUGACAGUUUCUGCCUCACUGAUUAUGAGAGUGGAGGUUCACGCUGCCACUGUAACCUUGGACGUAGAGGAGACACUUGCUCUGAGACUGUAGCAGUGAACUUUCCCAGGUUAUAUGGCUACUCUCACAUGACAUUUGAACCCCUGAAAAAUUCAUACCAGACCUUUCAGAUCACUUUAGAGUUUAAGGCAGAAUCUGAGGAUGGCUUGUUGCUCUACUGUGGAGAGAAUGAACAUGGCCGCGGAGACUUUACCUCUUUAGCUUUGAUUCGAGGCAAACUUCACUACAGGUUCAACUGUGGCACUGGAGCUGCACAGAUAAUCAGCGAGAGUCCUAUUGUUCUUGGUCAGUGGCACGUUGUUACUAUAUUCAGAGAUGGCAUGAGUGGAUGGCUCCGUAUGGACAAUGACAACCCCAUAUCUGGGCGCUCACAGGGUCAAUACACUAAGAUUACUUUUCGCUCGCCAUUGUAUGUGGGUGGAUCUCCUAGUGCAUACUGGCUGGUCAGGGCGACAGGCACAAAUCGUGGCUUUGUAGGUUGCAUUCAGCGUCUGACCAUCAACAACAAGGCUACAGACAUCAGGCCAUGGCCUCUAGGAAAAGCUCUCAGCGGGGCUGAUAUAGGUGAGUGCAGCGACAGUAUGUGUGAUGUGGUUAGCUGUGCCAACGAUGGAGCCUGCUUCGCAAACCGUGCUGAUGGCUACAUUUGCCUCUGUCCACUUGGCUUCAAAGGAGCUCUUUGUGAAAAGAGUUUCUCUCUGUCCUCACCCCUCUUCAAUGAAACUAUGUUUUCAUACGCUGUCAUCCAGUGGCCUCAAUCCUCCCAGAGUUACCUCUCCUUCAUGGAGUUUGAAGUGACAUUCUGGCCAUCAGCGCCCAGUGGUGUGCUGCUGUACAGUGAUGAUGCAGGCAGCAAAGAUUUCCUUGCCAUAAACCUGGUGGACAAAUACGUAGAGUUUAGGUUUGACUGUGGCUCUGGAGAAGCUGUCAUAAGGAGUGAAGAGCAGAUCAGUCUGGACUCCUGGCAUGAGUUAAGAGUAUCUCGCACUGCUAAAAGUGGGAUUCUGCAUGUGGACAACCAAAGACCAAUCGGGGGAAUUGCUGAGGGAGCUUUCACUCAGAUCAACUGCAGCUCACCUCUCUAUAUUGGUGGAGUGCCAGAAUAUGAAAAAACCAAAAGGACAGCAGGUGUAAUGAAGCCUUUUACUGGAAUUAUUCAAAAGCUGAUUCUCAAUGACCGCACCAUGCCAAUCACAGUUGGUUCUGCUGGUGGUGUAAAUAUUGCAAACUCAGUACACCCAUGUGUGGAAAGUCCCUGUGCCAAUGGAGGGACAUGCAGGCCAAAGUGGGAUGACUAUGAGUGUGACUGCCCUCUAGGGUAUGAUGGAAGGCACUGCCAGAAAGAGUGCGGGAAUUACUGUUUGAACACUGUGACUGAAGCCAUAGAAAUACCACAGUUUAUUGGCAGAAGUUACCUGACCUAUGACAACAGAGAUAUUCUGAAGAGAGUGUCUGGGUCCAGGACAAACCUUUUCAUGCAUUUUAAGAGCACAGCCAAGAAUGGUUUGUUGCUCUGGCGAGGAGACAGUCCAAUGAGACCCAACAGUGAUUUUAUUUCCAUGGGGCUUCAGGAUGGGGCUCUCAUUUUCAGUUAUAACUUGGGCAGUGGCGUGGCUAACAUUGUUGUCAACGGGACAUUUAGUGAUGGAAGGUGGCACAGAGUGAAGGCUGUCAGAGACGGCCAAUCAGGGAAGCUGACUGUUGAUGAUUAUGGAGCAAAAACAGGCAGGUCACCUGGCAAGAUGAGACAACUCAAUAUAAAUGGACCCUUAUAUGUUGGUGGCAUGAAAGAGAUCGCCCUUCACACAAACAGACAGUACCUGGGAGGACUGGUGGGUUGCGUGUCCCAUUUUACACUCUCCACUGACUAUCACUUAGCUUUGGUGGAGGACGCAGCCGAUGGCAAGAACAUCAACACCUGCUCCAACUAAAGGAUUUUUUACACAAGGGGGUCCAUUUUCAACAUAUUUACCAACUGGAUCUGUAACCCUGAAUCUGACUGGCCAGAACCAAAGCAGUGAAAACUCAAGUGUUUCCUAUUUUAAUUUUUUUUAUUUUUAAAUGCAUUAAAGGGUGUGUGUUGAAGCCACCCUAAAAAGAAGAACAGUGUUGUCACAUUUAUGUUUCUGUUAUCUUUUUGACCUGCAAAGUAAUAAAUAUAUUGUAAUUUGUAAAGAAUUUCUGGUUUAAACAGGAAAAAUUACUUCAGAGGCACAAGUGCUCUAUCUGAAGACAUGUUGUGUUCAUGGGUAAUUAAGUUUUUUAAAAAUUAAAUAAAUGAGUAAAUGAAUAAAGGAAAAAAAAAUACAUUUUUAUUGGACAAUUCUAACAUCUGUACUUUUUUUUAAACUAUUAAUCCUUCUUUGAUUGCUGGACGAGUUAAGUAAUGCAAGGGCACAAAAUUCAUCACGAACUUGAGUAUCUAGCAGAGAUAACCUUUCCAGAAAAUUUUGGGUUUGGCCCUUCAGGAGAUUUGUUGUCUUUGAUGUGAUAUUGCUAUUCUUGUUUGAAGUGUUUUGUCAUUAGUUUGAUACAUCUUGUAAUACGUAUUUGAUGACGUUAGUAUUUUCACAGUGUUUAGCUUUAUACAGUAAAGGGGUCAGCUGCCUAUAACAGUUUUUUCCCUCACUCAGUUUACUUAUCCUUCAUUUGGAUCUUUUAGGUUCGGUCACAUGAAAUUCUGAUCUUGACACGUGAAAAUGUGAGAGUAUUGCUGUCACCUGACAUAAACCACAUUUAGUGUGUUCUAGCCUUUAAAUUUCUUUGAUUUAUGUCCCAUGUUUUUAUAUCAGUAAACAAAUCUUUUUUGGCUGUUGCAUCAGUAUAAGAUUCUGUUUUUUACCCUGUAAGUAUAUUUAGUUUUAAAAUAUAAUUUAAGGCUCCUUUUACUCUAGAUUGAGACCGCACCAUGACAUUAAAAAUCAGCGAGAACAUAGAUGGUUCUGCAAGUUCAGGCAUGCAUCAAGAAUGUAUAAUGGACUAUGUAUCUGACUAUUUUUAGAAUGCCCAAAACGUCUGUGGUGAUAUCAUGGUGGCAGCAUAUGGAUUCUGGGCACUGCAUUGAGCAGCCUAAACGGGGCAGUGGAAGCUAGAUGAUGGGUCAUCACAAAAUUGGAAGACAUGGCCAUGUUGGCCACAUGGCGAGGCUACAACCAAAUGACGCUCAUACCGAGCGAAUCAAUGUUUCCAAGUAUUUUACAUGCAACUGGUGGCACAGUUGUUUUGCACAUUGCAUCCGGUUACCAAAAUAGGAUUUGCCCAGUCAGCUAAACUGAACAAUCCACAAUCUCUUUCCCAAUAAACACAGGUCUGUGAUCAGGCCACUGUGGAGAAGUCCACACACCUCCAAAUUGCAGAUACGCAGGUUGCCUGAAGACACUUUUGAAUUUUUCUGGUUGCAGUUCAAAGGCAAAGUGUACCAGUGACAUGUUGUUAAAGAAAAAAUAAGGAAGACGUUUAAGUAGGGAUCAUAGGGUUUAAAAUAAUUUUUUUUUCGAAAUCAUAUGCAGGAUUCCCUUGAGUUAUAUGGGCAAUACUAAAGAUUUUGCAAAGAAUACACAGAAUAAAACACAUUUCAUCAAUUCUAAUGUUUAGCUGAUGAAAGCACUGAUGAUAUUUACUCCUUCACAGCAAUACUGAGACUGAUGUUUGAGGUGCAGAAAACUUCCCAUGUGUAAAGAGGCAAUUUUGUAAACAUUGCUCCAUAACAUCUUAGUGGUGACAUGUGAUUCCUGUGGUGGUAGUGCUGUCGUACGAUGGCUGGGAAAGCAGAAGCAGCAAACCUCUUUGUUGGGUAGCAAGAGCGCAGUAGUGCCAUGACUGGCUUCACAACGGAAUUAGAUUUUCAUUAUUUGGUGCAAUUCAGCCACAUUUGAAUGGCCAUUGUUCUUGUGGAGAAUGUGGAGUGGUCUGUAUACAGUGUAAAGGGGGCCUAAGACAAUCAACUAUUCUUAAACAUGUUUCGUUAGCUAUAUAGUAGUUGCGUUAAAUUAUAAUAUUUAUUCGAUGUUCAUUACCAAUUUGUUUUACUUGCAGUUUGUCAUGUUGCAAAAUGAAGUUUGUGACACAGAAUAAUAAAAUCAAGUGUUGACUCAA